Molecule: messenger RNA, 630 nt
Organism: Rhizophagus irregularis DAOM 181602=DAOM 197198
Lineage: Eukaryota; Fungi; Glomeromycota; Glomeromycetes; Glomerales; Glomeraceae
Source: RefSeq, a predicted model, not a curated record
AAAAAUCUGGCAAAUAUUUAGAAAAUUUUGGAAUUGUACUUGAUAUUUAUGGUUUAAUAUGUUCAUUAUAUGAACAAAUUUUAGUAUUAAUUACAAAAUAUUGUAAAAAUAUCAAAUUUUUUGAUUUUCGUGGACCUGUAAGUCUAAGUACUUAUCAAAUACUUAAUUUGGUUGAAAAUAUCCAACAAAAUCUCAAUUAUCUUACAAUCGAUGUAUGGUAUGAUAAUACUGGUUCUAAUAGUUCAACGAUAUUAUUACAUUUAGGAUAUUACCUUCCUUCUAAACUAGAAUAUUUAUGUUUUGAUCUUCAUUACAUUAAAGCAAGUUGGUUUGAAGAAUUUCUAAGACAAUCUCAACAUACUUUUAUUAAAAAAUUAUUAAUCAAUAGCAGUGAAGGUCAAGAUAUCUUGCCCUUUAUAAAAGAAUAUAUCAUGAAAAAGAAAAGGGUUAAGUAUUUGGCUAUUAGUGAUUCUUCCCGUGAAGAUACAUUUGAUAGGUAUAGUCAUAAUGUUAAGGAGUUGUUUUCACUGAAAUAUGAGGUGGAUGAAUUUAGGUUAUAUAAUAUUGAAGUGCAAAGUUAUUUGAGUUUAAAGAUUAAUUCGUAUAAUUAUAUAAAGGAAAUUAAUUAAU